UACCAAUUGAAGUAUUUUGAAAUGAGCUGAAGAAUGAACAUUUUCUUAACAGGAACGAAAAAAUCCAAGAGUCUUCGUUUUUUUAUAGUUAUAGCAUAACUUAACUGAAAUUUCACAAUACAAUAUUGAUGAACCAAAGAAGACAUAUAUUAUAUAUAUAUAUACGGAUAUAUACGGAACAAUUCUAAAAUAAAAUCAAACCUUUUUUAUGCGUAUCUAAAUUCAAUUUCAAUAUUCAAUAAAUUUAGUAACAAAACAAGUAAUAAAUCGAAAUAAUAGACCCAUCUCAUAGAUCAAAACAAAGCAUUUCGGAAUAAAAUAUAGAAUAAAGAAAUUCUCUUUUAAUUUUGAAUUUUCAAUAUUUGAAUCAAUAUUUGAAAUUGAUACAUUAGAUAUGGAUAGAUCGUAUCUUGUAAAUUAUCUUUCCUUUCUCGACGUUUCUUGUUAUCUUUCUUUUUGUCCUCCCUAAUGAACAAGGGCUGGACCACCUAGAAUGAUAACUUUUCUGUCUUAUUUUGCUUUUGCCACUCAUUUUUGAUUAUCACAUCACAAUAUUCUUCAAAAAUCUUUCUAAAUUAUUCCUGUGGAAUAUGGGUAAGUUGGCCAUUUUUUUUUUUCGAAAUAUUUGUUUUGUUGAUAGAACGGAAUUCUUUCAUCUAGAAAUCCGAAUUUGAGCAAUUAAGAUACUUAGAAACAAUAUUUUUUUUGUAUUCUUUCAAAAUUCAAGGACUAACCGCUGACUCACAAAUAAAAAAUAGGGAAUAGAUUCAUAAGUUCAAAGCCUCAUAAUAGAACUUAUGCUUGAUAAAAAUAUUAGAUCAUAUGGAGGUGGGUUCAUUAAAAAUUCACAGACGAAAAAAUGAAAAAAAAAACAUUUAUUCCCUUUCUAUAUCUUACAGCUAUAGUUUUUUUGCCCUGGUGGAUCUCUUUUUUAUUUAAUAAAAGUUUGGAAUCUUGGGUUAUUAAUUGGUGUAAUACUAGUAAAUCCGAAACUUUUGUAAAUGAUAUUCAAGAAAAAAGUAUUCUAGAAAAGUUCAUAGAAUUAGAGGAACUCGUUCGCUUGGACGAAAUGAUAAAGGAAUAUCCGGAAACACAUCUACAAAAGUUUCGUAUCGGAAUUCACAAAGAAACAAUCCAAUUGAUCAAGAUGCACAAUGAGGAUUAUAUCCAUACGAUUUUGCACUUCUCGACAAAUAUAAUCUGUUUCGUUAUUCUAAGUGGUUAUUCUAUUUUAAGUAAUGAAGAACUUAUUAUUCUUAAUUCUUGGGUUCAAGAAUUCCUAUAUAAUUUAAGCGACACAAUAAAAGCUUUUUUCAUUCUUUUAUUAACCGAUUUAUGUAUAGGAUUCCAUUCACCCCAUGGUUGGGAACUAAUGAUUGGCUCGGUCUACAAAGAUUUUGGGUUUGCUCAUAAUGAUCAAAUUAUAUCUGGCCUUGUUUCCACUUUUCCAGUCAUCCUCGAUACAAUUUUUAAAUAUUUGAUUUUCCGUUAUUUAAAUCGCGUAUCUCCGUCACUUGUAGUGAUUUAUCAUUCAAUGAAUGACUGAAAAAUGAUCCAUGAAUCCAAUUAGAAUGUUUGUUAUUUUGUACAAAAUACAAAAGCAAAACAUUCAAAAUCUUACUAUCAAACAAAAUCUUACUCUAUUUAAUAUAUAUAUAUUUCUUUUUUCUAUACAUCCAAGGGAUUCUCUUCCUAUAUUUUCUAUUUUAGUAAAAAAAUUUCAGUAAAUAGCAGUAUCGUGGAUAGGGAACUAUACUAGCGACCUACCUAAUUUUAUUGUAGAAAUUUUCAGGAUCAAUGAUUGGACCAUGCAAACUAGAAAGACCUUUUCUUGGAUAAAGCAAGAGAUUACUCGUUCCA
Molecule: messenger RNA, 1860 nt
Organism: Ricinus communis (castor bean)
Lineage: Eukaryota; Viridiplantae; Streptophyta; Magnoliopsida; Malpighiales; Euphorbiaceae
Product: chloroplast envelope membrane protein-like
Exons: 1
Coding region: 860-1546 (228 amino acids)
Cellular component (GO): membrane
Source: RefSeq, a predicted model, not a curated record